Messenger RNA from Humulus lupulus (European hop), 2623 nucleotides. Its product is annotated as hydroxyproline O-galactosyltransferase GALT3. The transcript has 8 exons. Gene Ontology annotation, molecular function: carbohydrate binding; galactosyltransferase activity. NCBI's taxonomy places the organism in Eukaryota, Viridiplantae, Streptophyta, Magnoliopsida, Rosales, Cannabaceae. Gene Ontology annotation, cellular component: Golgi membrane. Bases 482 to 2431 code for a protein of 649 amino acids. The record is from RefSeq and is a predicted model, not a curated record.
GAUAGCAGCCCCAGUCUCCCUUUUUCUAUUCUCUUUCUCUGUCUGAAUUGCGACAAUCGCUCCAAGUUUGAAAUAUUAAAGAUAAAAACCGUAGGUAGGAAGAGUUGACAAUGUUAAAACAAACAAAACAUCCACCAAACGCCACCGUUUCGAAAGCCACAUAUCACUUUACUCACCCUCUUGCCUCCAUCUUCUACAAGCUCGAGUUGGAGCUCACUCUCUCUGGAUCUUGUGCUCUGAAGAUUUGAUCUUUUUUCUAACUUUGAUUCUUAGAAUCUCAGUUCUUGCUAAUGGGAGCAUACUCUGAGAUGGAGCAGGUUGAAGUUACUUGUGUUUUGCUAUGAAAAUUUGAGACCUUGAUACUUCAUUGUUUUGAUUUUAACUGCAAAAUUAUGAUGAAAACAGAAGAGCACAUUCCAAGAACUAUACCACAUCUGUACACGAAUUCAUUACUUGUGAAGUUCACAGAAUAACCAUCAAUAUGGGGUACUCCAUAAGAAGUUUACCAAAAAUGAAGAAGUGGUCUGGAGGCUUGAUGAUUGUAGCUCUUGCUAUGGUCUUGGUUUUCCGGUACAGUCUCAUUGCAACUAAGCCACCAGCAAGUCCAGCACCGAAUCAUGAUUCGGCUUAUGGUUUCUUCAAUAACCAUCCACCAAAUGAUCCUUAUGAGGAGACUGAUCUACCAAUCCUUCCUGAGAUAAGAGUGAGACCGCCAACACCACCAUUUAAGAGGCCCCAUGUUGUCAAUCUUGAAGGACUCAAUGAGCUUUAUGGUUUUCAAAAUUUAUCAGUAGGAGAUUCAAGUCCAUUGCUUGUGUGGGCUCACAUGCGCUCUGUACUCGCCAGGUCUGAUGCUUUGCCUGAAACUGCUCAAGGGAUCAAAGAAGCAUCUGUAGCAUGGAAAGAAUUAGUUUCUAUAAUAGAAGAGAAGGCCUCCCAGUUAAGCCACAUGGACAAGUCUGAAGAUAAAAAUUGUCCUUUCUCUGUAGAUGAACUUCAGAAAACAGCAUUGGGUAAUGAAAUGGUUCUUGAGCUCCCUUGUGGCCUUGUUGAGGAUUCUUCCAUUUCAUUGGUUGGAAUUCCCGAUGGGCCUAACCGGAGCUUUCAUAUACAACUUCUGGGUUCUCAACUUUCAGGGGAGCCCAAGGCUCCAAUUAUCUUGCAUUAUAAUGUUUGCUUGCCUGGAGAUAACAUGACUGAGGAGCCAUUUAUAGUUCAAAACACAUGGACUAAGGAGCUUGGAUGGGGCAAAGAGGAAAGAUGUCCAUCUCACAAGUCAACUGACAGCUCAAACGUUGAUGGACUUGUUCUUUGCAAUAAACAAGUUUUCCGAAGAUCGUCAGAACAAAAUCAGAACGCGAGUCAUCCUAGUAGUGGCAUGCUGACCAAUGUUUCUAGGGGAAGAGACCGUGAAACUGCCAGUUUUCCAUUUGUAGAAGGGGUUCCCUUCACUUCCACAUUAUGGGCAGGCAUGGAGGGAUUCCACAUGACUGUCAAUGGAAGGCAUGAAACAUCAUUUGCUUAUAGGGAGAAACUAGAACCAUGGUUGGUUAGUAAAGUCAAAGUGGCUGGUGAUUUAAAUCUCUUGUCUGCAUUGGCCAAAGGCUUGCCUGUUUCUGAAGAUCAUGAUGUAGUUAUUGAUGUUGAGCACCUCAAAGCUCCACCAAUCCCAAAGAGAAGACUUGUAAUGUUGAUUGGGGUCUUUUCUACUGGAAAUAACUUUGAGCGUCGAAUGGCACUGAGGAGGUCUUGGAUGCAAUAUGAUGCCGUACGUUCUGGGGAAGUAGCUGUCCGAUUUUUCAUUGGCCUUCACAAGAACAAACAAGUAAAUUAUGAGCUGUGGAGAGAAGCUCAAGCUUAUGGAGAUAUCCAACUGAUGCCAUUUGUUGAUUAUUAUAGUCUGAUCAGUUUGAAAACGAUUGCAAUUUGCAUCAUGGGGGGAAAAAUCCUCCCUGCUAAAUAUAUUAUGAAAACAGACGAUGAUGCUUUUAUUAGGAUUGAUGAAGUUCUAUCCAGCCUUAAGACAAAGGCAUCUGAUGGUUUAUUGUAUGGUCGUAUAUCCUUUGAAUCAUCACCCCAAAGGGACAGAGACAAUAAGUGGUUCAUUAGCGAUGAGGAAUGGCCUCAUGCUUUAUACCCACCAUGGGCGCAUGGUCCAGGUUAUGUUAUCUCUAGAGACAUUGCCAAGUUCAUUGUUCGCGGGCACCAUGAAAGAAACCUCCAGCUAUUCAAACUAGAAGAUGUUGCCAUGGGCAUAUGGAUUGAACAAUUCAGGAAUAGUGGUAAAGAAAUGCAUUACAUCAAUGAUGAAAGGUUUUUCAAUGCUGGAUGUGAGUCAAACUAUAUUCUUGCUCAUUACCAAAGCCCAAGACUAGUCCUAUGCCUUUGGGAAAAGCUGCAAAAAGAACAGAAGCCCAUAUGUUGUGACUAAAGUGUCAUAAUGAUAAUCUUUCUGGGGUUUCUUUGAAUGGGAUUUGAAUUGUACAGGUAUUCUUCAACUUGAUUAGGUUGAACUUAUCAUGCUUCAACCUGUUUUUUCUUCAUUCUUUACAUUCAUUCCACAAAUUUGUGUAGAUUUAUCUCCUUUGUAUUAAUUGCAACUUGUCCUAUACUCUUAUCUUCA